This is a messenger RNA of Zootoca vivipara (common lizard), 2424 nucleotides long. RefSeq names its product immunoglobulin superfamily member 1-like. The record is from RefSeq and is a predicted model, not a curated record. Gene Ontology annotation, biological process: immune response-regulating signaling pathway. Lineage: Eukaryota; Metazoa; Chordata; Lepidosauria; Squamata; Lacertidae.
UGGGUUUCAGUGGCAAAAGCCUCCAGCUGAGAUCUUCAUUCAGGAGACAGCAGAAUUAGGAGCAAACGGAAUAAACUGCUGGCUAUAGAAGCCAAGCCAUGAAAUUUCCUUCCAGCAUCCUCUUUCUAGGGUGUUGGCUGACCAGGCAGUGGCAGAUCUCUAGAGGAUGGCUUUAUCAAAAGCCUUCCCUCUCCGUGAGACCAAGUCCUCAGGUCAUCCUUGGUGAAGAAUUCUAUAUCCACUGUGAGACUUCUUAUAUCUCAGAAGCAACCUUCUACCUGGUCAAGGAAGGGAGUUCAGCAGCUGUAGAUUCUAAGGUUGCCUCACAGUAUGCAGAUUUCCCCCUUUCUAAUGCCAAACAUGUAGAACCUAAUGGCGGUGUCUACAAGUGCAAAUAUUGCUUUAAUUCAGGCAAUGAAAAGAAAUGCUCAGAAUACAGCGAUAAUGUUUAUGUCAACAUAACAGGAGACUUUCCUCCAAAGCCUUUCAUCUUUGUGAGGCCCAGUCCUCUCGUCAUCCCAGGGACACGAUUCUUCAUCCACUGUAGAAAGGAAUAUCCUGAAGAAGCAACUUUCUAUUUCUUCAAGGAAGGGACUUUGGGGCAUUUGUUUUCUGGGACUGGUUCAUUUAGAACUGUAUUUCACAUUCCUAAUGCCAAGCAAACAGAUGGAGGAAUCUAUUGGUGUUCAUAUUGCUUCAGUCAAGACCAAGUUCAAAAAUGCUCAGGUUCCAGCGACAGAGUUUACGUCAACAUAACAGAGCAAUUCUAUCCCAAACCUUCCAUUUCAGUGAGUUCGCAUGAAAUCAUUUCCCUGGGGGGAAAUGCAACCAUCCACUGUAAGGGUGAAGAGAGUCCAAUGGCAGAAUUCAUUCUGCUGCGAGAAGAUUCUUGGGGUACCCAUGACAUCAAGAAGAGGGAACCAGGAAGUAUUUUAUUUCCCAUUCUCAAUGCUAAAGGAACUGAUGGGGGGGUCUACUUUUGUACCUAUUGCUUCAAAUCAGACUUGGACUUCAUUCAGCGUUGCUCAAACUACAGUGACAGAGUAUACAUCAACAUAACAGAUCCCUGGCUUUCUAAACCUUCCAUCACUCUGAAGCCAACACAGCAUAUUUCUACUGGGAUGAAUGUCAGCAUUGAGUGCCAGGGGGCAGAACGUUAUGUGACCUUCUCCUUGUUCAAAUCAAACAACCUGAUAGCAUCACAGAAGACCGAAAAUGACAAAAAUGCAACCAAGUUCUUUUUCUCUGAAGUGAGGUUGGAGGCUGGAGGGAGCUACACCUGCCGAUUUCACCGCAUAGGUUCCUCCUUUCUUUGGUCAGAGUCAAGUGACCCCAUGGAAUUGGUUGUGACAGACAGAUUUGCAGUCAUCAUGUGGGCAAGCAUUGCGGUUGGACUUUUCCUUCUGAUUCUCUUCCUGCUGGUACUUGCCUUCAUAUUGUACAGAAAAGGCAAAAAGAGUCCCAGGGCCCAUGAAAGAAGCCAACCACCGAACAUGCCCCUGGAAUCCCACAGCAGAGAAGACCCUGAUGGAGUUUCUUACGCUGCCCUGAACCACAGGGCCCUGAAAUCCAAACAGAUACCCGAUGCUGACAAGAUCCCCGAAAGCUGUACUUACGCAACAUUGGCCCAAGGCAGACCAAAUUAGGACUGACAAGCAGGACCUCUUCUGAUGUAGAGACUUCUGGGACCUCGGCUGAUCCUUGGUCUGCAUGGACAUUUCUAGCAUGACAAUGCUUCCUAGUAGAGCCUUCUUCACCAAGAGAACCUGCUGCUCCCACCAGAGAGCUGGGCACUCAAAAUACGUGUUGACUCUUCUUCUUUGACCACCGACUACCUCCUUUCUGUGGAGUUCUUCCUUAGGCUCCUGGCUGGAGCUCACUAAAGCGGUUUGCCCCUGCGGUUGAGAACAUCGCCUAAUCCAGGGUUGAGAAUCUUCAGCACUAUACUUUAUCAUUUGUGGUGGACGUCUAAGGUAAUAAAAGUUUUCUGGGAGAUUAUAUAUAAUGAAAUGAGGAAAAAAAUGUUUGAAAUAACUCUUGCUUGAAAAAAAAAAACCCAGAAGCUUUUCUAUUAGGAAUUAUAGGUACCAAAAGAUCAGGAAAGACUUUUUAUGUACGGGACAACAGUCGCUCGGAUGCUAUUAGCCCAGAGAUGGAAAGAGGACAAAGUCCCUACCAGAGAGGAAUGGACUAUGCCGAAAUGGCAAAGCGGACUGGAAAGCUCGGGAACCAAGAGGACAAAAACUUUUUUAAAAAAUGGGAAAAAAUUAUAGUUUAUUUAGGAGACCACUGUAAGUUGAUGGAAACGUUAGCAGGAUUUAAAUCUCACUUGUAAUGUAAUAGAUAUCUUGGAUAACAUGGAUUGAUAAAAAUUAUAGAUUAUGCAAUAAUAUGCAGGUUUUAAUGUUGACAUUAAGACCCAUG